UUGACUCCAGUGCCACCGGUGUAGAGGGAACGCCGUUUAAGUCACAGCUGUUGCCUUUAGCUUCAAGGGUCUCGUAGUCGAUUUACACUCAUUCGACGACUUGCCCAUUUAAAUAUCUGCUGAAUUACUCCUGUCGCGGCACUAACCAAAAUGGGCGAUCGGGAGGAUCUAGUGUACCAGGCAAAACUCGCCGAACAGGCUGAGAGAUACGAUGAAAUGGUUGACUCCAUGAAGAAAGUUGCGGGGAUGGAUGUUGAGCUCACUGUAGAGGAGAGAAACUUGCUGUCUGUGGCCUACAAGAAUGUCAUUGGUGCAAGAAGAGCAUCAUGGAGGAUUAUCAGUAGUAUUGAGCAGAAGGAAGAAAGUAAAGGUGGAGAAGACAAACUGAAAAUGAUAAGGGAGUACAGACAGACGGUUGAAAAAGAACUGAAGUCAAUCUGUAACGACAUCCUGGAUGUAUUGGACAAGCACCUCAUUCCAGCUGCUAAUUCAGGAGAAUCCAAGGUGUUCUACUACAAAAUGAAAGGCGAUUACCACAGGUACCUCGCUGAGUUUGCCACCGGAAAUGACAGGAAGGAGGCGGCAGAAAACAGUUUGGUUGCCUAUAAAGCUGCUAGCGAUAUAGCAAUGACAGACCUUCAGCCGACGCAUCCCAUUCGUCUGGGUCUCGCUCUUAACUUCUCUGUGUUUUACUAUGAAAUCCUCAAUUCUCCUGACCGUGCAUGCAGGUUGGCAAAGGCAGCAUUUGAUGAUGCUAUAGCUGAACUGGACACAUUAAGUGAAGAAAGCUACAAGGACUCCACACUCAUCAUGCAGUUGUUACGCGAUAACCUGACAUUAUGGACUUCAGAUAUUACAGCAGAUGAAGGGGAAACUUAUAAUAAAUAUUACAAUUAUGAGGAACUUAGCCAUCUUUUUAAGUCUUUGGCCCAGAAAAAUGCGCAUAUUGCGAAUUUAACUAGCGUCGGAAAGUCCGUAGAGGGCAGAGAGCUAUGGGUGAUGCGAAUCACAAAGGACCCGAACUCCGACGUUCCGGGGAAACCCAAAUUCAAAUACGUGGGCAACAUGCACGGAGAUGAAACCAUAUCAAGACAAGUACUGGUGUACCUUGUGGAAUACCUUCUGAGUAACUACGGCGACGAUCAUCGGGUAACAGAGCUUGUCAACAAUACGGAUAUUUAUAUUAUGCCAAGCAUGAACCCAGACGGCUUCGAAAAGUCCACUGAGGGAAGCUGUGAUGGAGCCACAGCGGGUCGUCACAACGCUAACGAUUUUGACCUUAACAGAAGUUUUCCUGAUCAGUUUGGUAAAAACGAAGUGAAAAGUGAGGAUGUUCCUGAACGGACGGCUGUAAUGAAGUGGAUCCUUGACAACAAGUUUGUCCUCUCUGGAAACUUGCACGGUGGCUCCGUGGUGGCCAGCUAUCCUUAUGACGAUUCGGCUUCCCACACCAUAGAAGGUUUCUACAGCCGCUCUCCAGACGAUGCUCUUUUCAAGUACUUGGCCCGAGUUUAUGCAGAGAACAACCCUGCGAUGAAAUCUGGGAAACCCAACUGUCCCUCGGAACCGGCUGAGACUUUCCAGGAUGGCAUUACAAAUGGUGCCAAGUGGUAUGAUGUUCCAGGAGGCAUGCAGGAUUACAACUACCUGCAAGGGAACUGCAUGGAAAUCACCAUGGAGCUGAGCUGCUGCAAGUACCCCCCUGCCUCAGAGCUAAAGAAAGAGUGGGACAACAACCGAGAGUCUCUGUUAGCCUACAUGGAGAAGGUUCACAUCGGAGUUCGAGGUUAUGUCAAAGACAGCAGGAAUGGAACAGCGCUGACCAAUGCGGCGAUAGUUGUCGCCGGCAUCGAUCAUAACAUCACCACGGGGCACUUUGGUGACUACUACCGCCUGCUGGUACCAGGGACCUAUAAUAUCUCUGCUGUGGCUGCAGGAUACAAACCCAUGACCAUGACCAACGUUGUGGUGGAGGAGGGCAAAGCCAAAGAGUUGAACUUUAUUGUCCACCCACUGAGCGAAGAGACCUCCAGCAGCCCCUUAACCCCAUCAGCCGCCGCCCCCACCUCUACCACCCCCAACAGCAGUAACAACUCCCAUGUCAUCAGCAGCACCGAUGCAGCCUUAAGCUCAGGCGACGGCUCCACCUCAGUGACCGAACCACCGCUGCCCCCUGUUCAGCCCCAAGACUUCCGUCACCACCACUACUCUGAUAUGGAGAUAUUUUUACGCAAGUACAGCUCAGAGUAUCCGUCCAUCACCCGCCUCUACACCGUCGGCAAGUCUGUAGAGGGCCGUGAACUUUACGUGAUGGAGAUAACUGACAAACCGGGUGUCCACGAGCCAGGUGAACCUGAGUUUAAGUACAUCGGCAACAUGCAUGGUAACGAGGUGGUCGGCAGAGAGCUGCUCCUGAACCUCAUCGAGUACCUGUGCCGUAACUAUGGCAGUGACCCUGAGGUCACGCAACUCGUUGACAGCACCCGAAUCCAUGUCAUGCCCUCAAUGAACCCGGACGGCUACGAAGUAGCCAAUGAGGGAGAUGAUAGCGGGACGCAGGGGAGAAACAAUAGUAACAACUAUGACCUGAAUCGUAACUUUCCUGACCAGUACACAGUCAAUACCGACCCCAGGCAGCCGGAGACCAUCGCGGUGAUGAACUGGCUGAAGAAAUAUCCGUUUGUACUGUCUGCCAACCUCCAUGGAGGAUCUCUGGUGGUAAACUAUCCUUUUGACGACAACACUGAUGGAGUUCCAGAGGACAACAAGUCUCCAGAUGAUGCUGUCUUUAAAAUGGUGUCACUUGCAUACGCCAAGGAAAACCCACUCAUGUAUGAGGGACACCCCUGUAAAGACAUGUUCCCAAAUGAGUACUUUGAUAAAGGCAUCACCAACGGGGCCAACUGGUAUAUUGUCCGAGGGAGCAUGCAGGACUGGAACUACCUCAACACAAACUGCUUUGAGGUGACCAUUGAGCUAGGCUGCAUGAAGUACCCUCUAGAGAAGGAUUUGCCUGUGUAUUGGGAACAGAACCGCAGAGCUCUGCUACAGUUCAUCCACCAGGUUCACAGAGGAGUGAAGGGAAUGGUGACUGACAGUAAGGAUGGAACCGGCAUACCUAACGCCACCAUUACAGUCACUGGGAUUGAUCACCCUGUCACAACUACCCAGGCCGGUGAUUACUGGCGUCUCCUGGUCCCUGGAACAUACCACCUGACUGCGUCUGCACAGGGUUAUAACUCUGUGGAUACCUACGCCACCGUCGGCAAGGACAGGGUGGAGGUCGUUGACUUCAAGCUAACGCGGAAGUAUCCUGGUGACGUGAGCAGGCAGUCAGCUGAUGGACCUUCCACGACGCAGGACCCCGACGAAGAGGAGUUUCAGAGCUUCAUUAAACAGCUGUCUGUAGGAUCCGGCCUGGAUCAGCUGGUCAAGAGCACGGAGACCAAGGGAAGCUUCCGCUACCACCGUUACAAGGAGCUGUCUGAGUUCCUACGAGGCCUCACCUAUAACUUCCCUGCAAUAACCUCUCUCCAGAGUCUUGGCCAAAGUGUAGAGUACAGAAACAUCUGGGCUUUGGAGAUUUCUAACAAGCCGAAGGAGAAGGAGCUGUCGGAACCCAAGAUCCGAUUCGUCGCUGGCAUCCAUGGCAACACCCCGGUGGGCACCGAGCUGCUUUUGGAGUUUGCACUCAGUCUGUGCAUCAACUAUGGGAAAAGCACAGCUAUCACCAGGCUCAUCAACGAAACCCGGAUCGUAAUCCUCCCCUUAAUCAACCCUGAUGGUCGUGAGAUGGCCGUGGAGAAGAAUUGCGUCUCUACCGAGGGGAUGGCCAAUGCAAAUAAAAAAGACCUGGAUACAGACUUUUUUGGGAACGCGUCACAGCGGUCUGCUAACCCACAGCCUGAGACCCGUGCUGUAAUGGACCUGAUUUUGGAAAAGGGCUACUCUCUGUCUGUGGCCCUGGACGGAGGCUCCCUUUUGGUCACAUACCCCUAUGACAAACCUGUGCAACCUGUUGAAAAUGAGGCUACUCUGAAGUAUUUGGCUACUGUGUAUGCCAGCAACCAUCCCAAAAUGCACUUGGGGAAUACCGGAUGUCCAAACGAUAGCCAGAUGGGGAAUAUUCCUGAUGGUGUCCUACGGGCUGCUGAGAAACACAGCCAUAUGGGCAGCAUGAAGGACUUCAGCGUUGAUUUUGGCCACUGCCCAGAAAUCACUGUGUAUACCAGUUGUUGCCUCUUCCCUCCUGUUGACGAGCUUGCCACGCUUUGGGCGGAGAACAAGAAGUCCUUACUCAGCAUGCUGGUGGAGGUGCACAAAGGGGUCCGUGGGAUCGUGAAAGACAAGAGCGGGAAACCCAUAGAGGGUGCUAUGAUUGUCCUAAAUGGGGGGGUCCGAGUGUUCACUGCUGAGGGGGGCUACUUCCGCGCCCUGUUGGCCCCUGGCUCCCACAACAUUGAGGCAGUAGCAGAGGGUUACCAACAGCAACGCCAUGAGGUGACUGUGUCGUCGUACGAGGCAGCACAUCUAAUUGUUAUCGAGUUUGACAUGGAUAACCACAUCUUCGGCCUACCCAGAGAGCUUGUGGUGGCAGGUGCAGCUGCCUCUAUGACUGCUCUGGUCGUCACGGCAUGUAUCAUCUGGUGUGUAUGCUCGGCCAAGUCCAACAGGCAGAAAGACGGUUUCCACCGCCUGCGACAGCACCGUGACGACUACGACGACGAGAUCCGCCUGAACUCCAUGGGCUCCAAAAAGUCCCUGCUAAGCCACGAGUUUCAGGACGAGAGCGAAAGUGAUGAGGACACGCUGUAUGCCAACAAACUCUGAGAUGCACUACUGCCACUACUACUACUACUGUUACUGCUCCUUCUAAUCAAUGUUUUCAUAAGAAACAAUGCUGCCCUGCUGGAAGCUCUGAGACAGAUGGGAGAUCCUAACCUGCUCUGUCCCCCUGUUCCUCCAGGCCAGCAGGGGGCACUUGCUCUAAAUGGCACCCAGCUUUAUUGUCCAAAGGGACUACUCUAAAACCCAUCACAGGAUGCACUUUAAGUGAAAACUGGGUGACUGUUUCAUGAUUAAAUUUAUGCAACUCGCCACUGAAUAACCUUCCGUUCCCUUGUCCGUUUACCUGUUCUAGUUCUAGAUUUGCUCUUCUGUGGUGGUGUGAACAUAGUCAAAACAGUUAGCCAUAAGCUUAAAUGCAAUAGAAUAGGAUUUUGUCUUUUCCCAGUGUUUCUUAUUUUUUCCCUUUCUGAAUUUGAAAAGUAAUUCAAAAUGAUCAGAAAACACAGUGCCUUGGUUGAGUAGACUUCAAACAUGAGGUGGUUCAGUCCAGCCACAUGGCCAGCAAAUUCUGAGAACUCACAUUGUGAAUCAUUGCCAAUAGAUUAGCAAUGCUAAUGGCAUUUUUCACACUCAGAGGUAAGAGUUAGAGGCUAACCAAGCAUGUCCCCACAACACUAAGCAACACAUUGUUGCGCUUAUUUUAUUUUAUUUUAUUUUUGUAAGAAUGUUUUCCUGCACUUGGUCAUGGUCAGUUUGUCAACUAUUUAGCAUUAGGCUGAUUUGAAGCAGGUCACUACACUUGAACAAUGUUCAUAUCUCUGAAUUGGUACUGACCAAAUUCUACUUUAUUAGACACGCCAGAUUCAGGGAAGUGCUUUUAUUGCCCCAUCUGUUGGUUAGAUUGUGUAAAGACGCAAUACAUAAAUUCAAUGGAUUCUCUCUUCGUGGUAGCAAGUGUGCUGCACGGUAUCUGUCCCAGACUAGUCACUCAUCACUAAGCGGUUGCUGGCCCUCACAGAAUACUCACUAAUCUUAGCAGAGCUAAAGAUUUAAUCCUUUUGCAUACUGAGACUUUUUGGUACUCAAAAGGAGUAUUUCUUUUAAUUAUAUCAGUAUAAUCUGUUUGAAGGUGACUGUUAAAAUCAGGAAACACGAUGGGAAAGCACCUUAACGUACAUCCAGCACUUGCACUUGUUGCCGUCCAGUGAGUGUGUGGUUGCGGUCG
Molecule: messenger RNA, 6013 nt
Organism: Chanos chanos (milkfish)
Lineage: Eukaryota; Metazoa; Chordata; Actinopteri; Gonorynchiformes; Chanidae
Product: 14-3-3 protein epsilon
Exons: 26
Coding region: 151-4830 (1559 amino acids)
Biological process (GO): protein processing; peptide metabolic process
Molecular function (GO): metallocarboxypeptidase activity; zinc ion binding
Source: RefSeq, a predicted model, not a curated record